Salvia splendens (bonfire salvia) is the source of this 3642-nucleotide messenger RNA. RefSeq lists its product as uncharacterized. NCBI's taxonomy places the organism in Eukaryota, Viridiplantae, Streptophyta, Magnoliopsida, Lamiales, Lamiaceae. The transcript has 4 exons. The coding region runs from base 1 to 3642 and encodes 1213 amino acids. Gene Ontology annotation, biological process: proteolysis; DNA integration. Gene Ontology annotation, molecular function: nucleic acid binding; zinc ion binding; aspartic-type endopeptidase activity. The record is from RefSeq and is a predicted model, not a curated record.
AUGCCGCCAAGGAUAGCUGGGCGACCCCGAGGAAGAGGAAGAGGACGUGGUAGAAGGCCGCACCCUGAGCCCGAAAGACAACACGUAAACCCUCCGCCACCAUCUCCACCUCGAUCACUUUCGCCUCCACUUGCCCCGACAGUGGACAGGACUGUCGUUAACACCUUUCUGAAAAAGAAGCCGCCAACGUUUGACGGAAAAGGCGACCCCACUGAAGCGGAAUCGUGGAUACGUGCGCUCGAGCGCCUGUUUGACUUACUGCAAUGCACAGACGAUGAGCGUUUGGUUUGUGCCUCACUCCAACUGACUGGGUCAGCAGAUUAUUGGUGGGAAGCCCGCAAAAAGAUAAUGACCCCGCAGCAGCUAGAGGACCUAACUUGGGAUCAAUUCAAGACAGGAAUCUACGACAAAUACAUCCCCAAGAGCUAUAAAAAGCAGAAGGAAACAGAGUUCUAUAACUUGAAACAGGGACGAAUGUCAGUGACAGAAUAUGAUCGCACUUUCUUUGACCUGUCCAGGUACGGAGCUGAUCAAGUGGAUACGGAUGAAAAGAUGUCCGAGAAAUUUUGUGCUGGCUUGAGGCACGAAAUAAGAGUAGCAUUGGCUAGCCGUGGCGGACUACCAUAUUCCGAAGCUCUAAAACUGGCCUUAGACAUUGAAGCUGCAUUGCCUAAAGAAAGACCUGCACCCAACCCUACAAAUAUGUCACUGCAGACCUCGUCCCAAGCCCCAAGGGACAAAAGGAAGUGGGAAGGAAACCAGAACCAGUGGGGACAAAAGAAGCCAUGGCAUGGACCACCCCGCCCACAAAACUUUGCAAGGCAGCCUAUCUUUAAACCGACAGGAAUCACUCAACCAAGGCCCAAUCUUUGUCCCAAAUGUAACAAGCCCCACAGCGGAAUCUGCAGGGCCGGAGAAAUGACUUGUUAUACUUGUGGAAAGUAUGGCCAUAUCGCCAGGAACUGUCAAAAUGGACCUCAGAGAAGGAGUGCACCAGCUAACCAGCCAGCACAACGUCAACACCUGCGAGCUCUACAUGCAGACACCCAGAACCACCAGGCCCCUCAUCCACAACGACCGAGCCUCUCAACACAAGCUAGGGCAUAUGCAUUGGGGCGAAACCAACAGAGCAACAACCAUGGGAAUCUGGCAGGUAUGGGCACCCUACUGAACGUACCUAUUGUCCUAUUGUUUGAUACUGGUGCUUCGCACUCCUUCAUAUCAACCUCGUGUGUAAGCACUUUAGAACUCACACCAGAACCAGCCGAACCUAGAGUAACGGUGUCCUCACCAGUAGGAGGAGUUAUAGAAAUCACACAAAAGUGCUCGAACCUAGAAAUCACGCUCGGAGAACGUAAGGUUAUUGCUAAUAACUUGGGGGUCAUGAAAAUGGAAGAUGUCGAUAUUAUACUAGGGAUGGAAUGGUUGGCCAAGAACCACGCCACCAUCAAGUGCAGUGAAAGACAUAUUUCCUUUCAAACUCCGGGAGAAGGGAAAGUUGAGCUCCAUGGAAUCACUAUGAACAAGCGCAAAUCCAUAAUUUCGGUCCUACAAGCAGCCGCGCUGGUGAAAAAAGGGUGUCCCGCCUACCUCGUCUACUUAAGCGAAGAACAUAAUGAAGAAAAGAAGAUUGAGGAUGUGGAUAUUGUACGUGAAUUUCCAGACGUGUUUCCUGACACGCUGCCCGGGUUACCCCCAGACAGACGACUGGAAUUCACCAUCGAUUUGGAACCAGGAGCCGCGCCAAUUUCAAAGGCGCCAUACCGAAUGGCCCCAAAGGAACUGGGAGAACUGAAACUACAACUGCAAGAACUUUUAGACCUGGAUGUACCCAAGACAGCUUUUCGCACCAGGUACGGUCACUAUGAGUUCGUAGUAAUGCCUUUUGGAUUGACCAAUGCCCCUGCGGUGUUCAUGGAUUUGAUGAAUCGCAUAUUUCACCCAUAUCUCGACAAAUUCGUCCUGGUCUUCAUAGACGACGUCCUCAUCUACUCGAGGAAUAGAUCGGAACACGCUGAGCAUCUAAGAACUAUCCUCGAAACGUUGAGGACCGAGAGACUCUAUGCUAAAUUCAGCAAGUGCGAGUUUUGGCUCAAUGAGGUUAAUUUUCUUGGACACAUAGUAACGGCAGAAGGAAUUCGGGUAGAUCCAGCAAAGGUAGAGGCCGUACAAAACUGGAAAUCACCAACCAACCCGAACGAAAUUCGGAGUUUUCUAGGACUGGCUGGCUACUACAGAAGAUUCAUCGAAGGGUUCUCCAAGAUUGCCAGGCCAAUGACGCAACAACUCAAAAAGGGCAUCAAGUUUGUGUGGACCCCUGAAUGCGAAGCUAGCUUCCAACUGCUAAAAGAGAAAUUAACCACCGCCCCCGUGUUAGCCGUGCCAGAACCAGGAACAAAUUACGUGGUCUACACAGAUGCUUCGAAAAAUGGACUCGGAUGCGUUCUAAUGCAGAACGGGAAGGUGAUAGCUUAUGCGUCGAGACAACUCCGACCCCACGAACUGAACUACCCCACUCAUGAUCUGGAAUUAGCAGCCGUAGUGCAUGCACUGAAAAUUUGGAGACACCACCUAUAUGGGGUUAGAUGUGAGAUUUUCACUGACCACAAGAGUCUAAAAUACUUCUUCGAACAAAAGAAUCUAAACAUGCGGCAGAGGAGAUGGCUCGAGCUGGUGAAGGAUUACGAUUGCAGCAUAAACUACCAUCCGGGCAAGGCAAAUGAAAUGGGCACGCGAUUAAACUUCAGCACCGCAUUCCACCCCCAGACUGACGGGCAAUCCGAAAGGACAAUUCAAACUCUGGAAGAUAUGUUGAGGGCUGUCGUACUCGAUAGAGGAGAAAACUGGGAAUCCAUCUUGCAUCUGAUAGAGUUUGCCUAUAAUAAUAGUUAUCAAGCCACCAUCGACAUGGCACCUUAUGAGGCACUAUAUGGAAGAAAAUGUCGGUCUCCACUCUAUUGGGACGAAGUAGGGGAGAGAAAGGUAUUAGGCCCAGAAUCCGUGGCGGAGAUGAUUGAAAUCGUGAGACGAAUCCGGAGUCGAAUCAAGGAAGCGCAAGACCGACAAAAAUCCUACGCCGAUGAGCGUCGAACGGAUUUGAAAUUUAACAUCGGAGAGAAAGUCUUUUUGAAAGUAUCUCCUUCCAAAGGGAUAACCAGAUUUGGACUCAGAGGAAAGCUGAAACCACGGUUUAUUGGACCCUAUGAAAUUCUGGAAGAAGUGGGCCCGGUAGCAUAUCGUUUGGCAUUACCACCCAAUUUUUGUAAUGUGCACCACGUAUUCCACGUCUCCCAACUUCGGAGGUACGUGUUCGACCCGAAGCAUGUCAUUCGUCACGAGGAAAUCGCUUUAGAACCUGACCUGAGCUACGAAGAAAAGCCGAUAGAAAUACUAGACCGAAAGGUGCAACAGCUUCGGAACAAGUCGAUUACUACAGUGAAGGUUGAGUCGUGGAAAGGGGAAGGGAUAAGUGCUGUGGAGAGCAAUCUAGUAGAUAACUAUGAACAAAACUCUCGGAGGUUCAUGUCUCCAUACAUGGACCGCGUUCUUUCGUUUCCGCUGUGCCGGUUAAGAGGCAGUGUCUAUCUUACUCUUUACUCUGAUAAUCAGAACUUGUAUGAACGGUCACUCGAUUCUACAUGA